Molecule: messenger RNA, 3152 nt
Organism: Calidris pugnax (ruff)
Lineage: Eukaryota; Metazoa; Chordata; Aves; Charadriiformes; Scolopacidae
Product: PWWP domain-containing protein 2B-like
Exons: 2
Coding region: 782-2563 (593 amino acids)
Cellular component (GO): nucleus; nucleoplasm
Source: RefSeq, a predicted model, not a curated record
CCUCUCUACAGAACUCUCUCUGGAAAGCCAAGAUAGCGAGCAUUGCCCGUUCUGAGUCGGUGUUUCAGGACAAAUAUUUGUCCAAGUGCUGUGUUAGCAUAAUAUUGCUAAUGUCGGGCCAAGGGCAUAAAUUCUGGUGCAGAAGCCCAGAGACUUGAACUGCAGUUGUGUGUUUCAGAGGGUUUGCUUUUGCCAGUAUCUCUGCAAGAUACUGCAUCCAGACUUUGGUAGCAUUUGUGAGACUUGGCGUUGGACAAUAGUACAUCACUGUUGUUAACCCUGCUGUGCUGAAGUAGUAGUGUAUUCCUCAUUUUAAGAGAUGAAGUCAGAGAUGGGCAGACCGGGAGCAGAGCUGUGUGCUGGUGAACCGGUGGUUUGAAAAUGCAAGUUAUCCGUCCAAGUCAGGUUGUUCAGAUUUGGAAUGAGAAGCUGAAAAAUCUGCCAGGCAAGGAGGGUGUGAAGACAGGAGGUCUGAUGGCUCCCAGCAGGUUUGUACAGUCUGUACCACAGCUCUCCUCACGGCCUUACCAGCCUGCUGAUAAAAUAAACUGCUUUGCAUGAUAAAACUUACAACUUCCUAGAGCAAAACUUUGGGCAAAGAGUUCAUGGAAAUGGAGAUUUUGAUCUCUCUGCAUUUUCUGGCAGAGGAGUUAGGACAUCUUUCCUGAAUUUUGAAAUGCUGUUAUUAUUUUCAGUGGCAGAAUUGGCUGACUUGUCUUAAAAGUCAAGGGAAAUGCUGCGCUCGUAGUAUGUGGAAGUUGUGGGAGGGUUUGGGGUGGCGAUGGGUGGUUGUUCUGUGGGGUUUUUUUUAAUUAAAGAAACUAGAAUGUUUGUGAUGAGCACCCUUCCCAGAGAAGCAACUUUCAAACAUCCUGACUCUUUGUCUCUCUCCUUUCUUUUCUCGCCCUGCUCUAGGUCCGGACUGUUCUGUCUCCCGUCCUUCCCCAAGCCCGAGGAGCCUCCUGCGGAUGCUUGUGCUAAUGGAGGUGCUGAGGCUGGAGGAGCUGAGGCUGGAGGAGCUGUGCAGGGCCAGGCACAGCCGCAGCCUGAUGGAGAGAAGCCUCCCAAAGGGAGCGGGGAUGAGCAAGUGCCCCCACUCCUGCCUCCCCCGCCGCCCGGCAGCCUUCCUCCCUACCCCCCCUACUUCGAGGGAGCCCCCUUCCCUCGGCCCCUGUGGCUGCGGCACUCCUACCACCAGUGGGUCCCACAGCCCCCACCACGGACUAUAAAGAGGACGCGGAGGCGCUUGUCACGGAACAGGGACCCUGGGCGGCUCAUCAUGAGCACCAUCCGGCUGCGGCCGAGGCAGGUGCUGUGUGAGAAGUGCAAGAACACCCUGAACCCCGAGGACGCGGACACAGCCAGGCAGAACGCGAAAACCAGGAGGAAGCUGAGCAUUCAGGACAAGGAGCAGAAAAAGCACAGCGACUCCGACUACGCAGAGAAGAGGAACAAAAGAGAAAAGAGAGAGGAUGACAAAUUUUCUGGGGAACUAGUGCAUCGAACGCCAGUUAUAAAAAUAUCCUACAGCACUCCCCAGGGGAAAGGCGAGGUUGUCAAAAUCCCUUCCCGCGUUCACGGCUCAGUCAAGCCAUUUUGUCCAGAGCGAGUAAUGCAGAAUGGAGGGGAGGAGCAGGAGGAGACCAGAGACUCUGAGCGGUGUCGAGAACCCAAAUGUUUAAUGGAGAAGACAGCAGGCAGCCAGCUCGCCUCCAUCCCAAAACUGAAGCUCACGCGGCCGGUGCACUCCAGCGCCGAUGUCCCACCCCCAAAGAUCCGGCUGAAGCCCCAUCGCAUAAAUGAUGGUCAGAGUGUUUCAAUUUAUAAGGCAGAACUUAUUGACGAAAUAAAUGUCCUACAGAACAGCAGGGAGUCCAAUCCUGAGGCAUUUUACAAUGAUGAAUCCACAGACAGAGGUUUAGCUGAGGUAUCUUCAGGGAGCUCGGGUGAAGACGAUGACUUUAAAAGAUUUCCCCAGGGUAAAGAUGGACAUGAUAACUUGGCUUUUCUUAUGAAUUAUCGUAAAAGAAAAGCAGAUUCUUCUAGUCUAUCGGUGUGUAGUAACGACAGUCUAGAUGAAUCCAAGUCUUCUAGUUCAGAAGUAACAUCACCAGAACUGUGUGACUUUUUGCCUGGUGAUGAUGCAUCCGUCUCUUCAUCUUCAAAAGAUGAGCGUAAAAUAGUGCCGCCACUGACAGUCAGACUGCACACCCAGAGCGUGUCUAAGUGUGUUACGGAAGAUGGAAGAACUGUGUCAGUGGGGGAUAUUGUUUGGGGUAAAAUUCAUGGUUUUCCAUGGUGGCCAGCACGUGUUCUUGACAUAAACCUUAGCCAGAAGGAAAAUGGGGAACCUUCGUGGCGAGAAGCCAAGGUAUCAUGGUUUGGUUCUCCAACAACUUCAUUCUUGUCUGUUUCAAAACUCUCUCCUUUCUCUGAGUUUUUCAAACUGAGAUUUAAUCGCAAGAAGAAAGGGAUGUAUCGGAAAGCUAUCACGGAAGCUGCAAAGGCAGUAGAGCAUCUGACUCCAGAAAUAAGAGAUCUCUUAACGCAGUUUGAGACAUAACUUUGCCUCCAGUAUCAGGUAACAGAAGAGAAGAGCACGGCUGUUCUCCUAGAGCUCUGGUCACCCAGUCUGUGGACACCCUGACACGCUCCCCAGGAGAACCUGGAGGUGGCCGUGCACAUGGCAGGAGGACGGGCUUCCUUGUCACCUUGCACUGCUUUUCAUCUGGGACAGGUGACAGGCACCAGGACGUGGCGUUAGGAGGCUCUUCUGGUGUGAGGCUGCAGGAAAGUCUUAAGGAUACCUUACCCCAGGAUGAGAAUUUGACGAGUCAUAUGGCAAUGAACUAGGAGAACAGCAAAAACCACAACUUGGAAUGUAUUUAUUACCUAAAAGUUAGCUAUUCUUGAUAAAAUCCCAAAAAUUAUUGUUGCUGCUUAUUUUACUUACAGAUUUCACACGUGUUAAUUUUAAAGCUACCAAACUUCUACUCAGUACUGUACUCUGAGAAGUGUAAUUGGAGCAGGACAUGCAAUAGAGUGAAAUCAUUGUAGUGUCUUAAGUACAACGGACUCACUCUGGUCUCUAUUAAAACUUGGAAAAUGUGCAACACAGAACUCUGUGGCUGUCGUUGCAUGUGUUAAAACUC